CACAACGGAGAUGGGGUGUCGUUACCGUCGUUGCCUUCUUUCGGGGUAAUUGUCGGCUAAAUCGCGAUCGCGGGAUCAGAAACAGAGCGAUCGAGAUAGACAGUGGGGGAAGGAGAAGGAAAAGAGAAAGAUGACGCGAGGAAAACAGAAGAUCGAAGCGCAGAGGCGAAAUGCAGAGCGGAAUCAGAAGCCAAAGGGAUCUCAGCUCGAGGCCAGAGCCGUCGCGCUUAAAGCCAGUUGCCCCAUCUGCAAGGUGCAACUAGCAAACGAGAAACAAAUGGGCGAUCAUUAUGCAUCCAAGCAUCCAAAGGAAAAAGUUCCUUCAGAACCAAGUUGAUCAAUUUGGUUCAAUGUAAAAAAAUAAAAGAAAUGAAAAAAUAAAUAAAAAGAAUGAAAAAUAUUUUCCCAUGUCUGGUUAUGUACCUUCCAUUGUAUGCUAUCUGUGUGUUGUCUAAACAAAAACUCUAGACCAAGGAAGUUACCUUUUUGUGGUAUGAACAUUUGUAUGACUACGAGUAAAAGGAUUUUGACAUCGAAGUGGUGCCUCCCCAUUUCUGCUUUUAAAGAUUUCAACCGCUAGAAUAAAACAGAUUGGGCACU
Rubroshorea leprosula is the source of this 600-nucleotide messenger RNA. The record is from the annotation of a GenBank genome assembly. Lineage: Eukaryota; Viridiplantae; Streptophyta; Magnoliopsida; Malvales; Dipterocarpaceae.